AUGGAUUCUACAGCCCGGGGACCCAGACACAGCCCAGAGACCCAGUCACAGCCCAGUAACAGCCUACACCCCAGGGACCCAGUUACAGCCCACAGCCCAGGGACCCAGUCACAGCCCAGAUACCUAGUCACAGCCCACAGCUUAGGGACCCAGUCACAGCCCACAGCCUCGGAACCAGUCACAGCUCAGAGACCCAGUUACAUCCCACAGCCCAGGGACCCAGUCACAGUCCACAGCCCAGUGACCCAGUCAAAGUCCACAGCCAAGGGACUCAGUCACAGCCCAGAGACCCAGUCACAGCCCAGAGACCUAGCCACAGCCCAAAGCCCAGGGACCCAGUCACAGCCCAGUGACCCAGUUAAAGUCCACAUCCCAGUGACCCAGUCAAAGUCCACAGCCCAGGGACCCAGUCACAGCCCACCACCACCCAGGGACCCAGUCAGAGCCCACACCCCAGUCACAGCCAAUGGACCCAGUCACAGCCCAGUGACCCAGUCAAAGUCUACAUCCCAGGGACCCAGUCACAGCCCAGGAACCCAGUCACAGCCCACAAUCUGGGGACCCAGUCACAGCCCAGGAACCCAGUCACAGCCCACAAUCUGGGGACCCAGUCACAGCCCAGAGACCCAGUCACAGCCCAGAGACCUAGCCACAGCCCACAGCCCAGGGACCCAGUCACAGCCCACCCAGUCAAAGUCCAGUGACUCAGUUAAAUUCCACAUCCCAGUGACCCAGUCAAAGUCCACAGCCAAGGGACUCAGUCACAGCCCAGAAACCCAGUCACAGCCCAGAGACCUAGCCACAGCCCAAAGCCCAGUCACAGCCCAGGGAUCCAGUCACAGCCCAGGGACCCAGUCACAACCCAGGAACCCAGUGACAGCCCAGGGACCCAGUCAGUCCACAACCCACACUCUGGGGACCCAGUCACAGCCCACAGCCCAGGGACCCAAUCAUAGCCCAGGGACACAGUCACAGCCCAGGGACCCAAUCAUAGCCCAGAGAUCCCGUCACAGCCCAGGGAUCCAGUCACAGCUCAGGGACCCAGUCACAGCCCAGAGACCCAGCCACAGCCCACACUCUGGGGACCCAGUCACAGCCCAAAGACCUUGUCACAGCCCAAGAACCCAGUCACAGCCCACUGCCCAGAGACCCAGUCACAAAGCCCUACAUCCUAUCAGCAGUAUUAACCAAGUCGUGUUACAAUGGAUCCCUGCUCACUGUGGCAUACCAGGAAAUGAAAAUGCAGACAGACUGGCAAAACUGGGUGCAGCUAAAGAACAGGAAGAUAACUGGGUGACAUACAAAGAGAUGAAAUUCCAUAUUAAAUCUCUCUAUAGACCUCCCAAACAAACCAAUGAUUAUUACCUGCUGUCCCAUCAGGAACAGGUCAUCAUUUUCCGACUAAGGACUGGACACAACAGGCUGAACCAGCAUAUGCACAAGAGGUUCCAGCUGGUACCUUCUUCCAUGUGCUCCUGUGGAGAGCAGAACAGACGACCGAACAUGUCAUCCAAGACUGCAUAA
Molecule: messenger RNA, 1524 nt
Organism: Gigantopelta aegis
Lineage: Eukaryota; Metazoa; Mollusca; Gastropoda; Neomphalida; Peltospiridae
Product: cell wall adhesin EAP1-like
Exons: 3
Coding region: 1-1524 (507 amino acids)
Molecular function (GO): nucleic acid binding; RNA-DNA hybrid ribonuclease activity
Source: RefSeq, a predicted model, not a curated record